Patiria miniata (bat star) is the source of this 1197-nucleotide messenger RNA. Its product is annotated as galactosylgalactosylxylosylprotein 3-beta-glucuronosyltransferase 3-like. Gene Ontology annotation, biological process: carbohydrate metabolic process; chondroitin sulfate proteoglycan biosynthetic process. The coding region runs from base 116 to 1174 and encodes 352 amino acids. The transcript has 4 exons. Gene Ontology annotation, cellular component: Golgi membrane. Gene Ontology annotation, molecular function: galactosylgalactosylxylosylprotein 3-beta-glucuronosyltransferase activity. The record is from RefSeq and is a predicted model, not a curated record. Lineage: Eukaryota; Metazoa; Echinodermata; Asteroidea; Valvatida; Asterinidae.
GCGAAAUGUGUUUAUUCAGCUAUCGGCGACAGUCGGACAGGUGCACGCAAAUGCCAAAAAUGAACUCCGAAUUCUAAGUGUUUUAAGUUGUUUCCUCGUCACUCUUGCUGAUGAAAUGAGGGGCAUUUGGCGUCCACGGACUUUUGUCUUUUUGUACUUCAUCUUUUCAACGGGAGGGAUACUGUGGCUUAUCGUGAAUUAUGAUUCAUUUUGUGCAGAGUCGGCAAAACAUGCCAGUCAUAAACACCCAUACCUCAUGCAUGUCAUCAACGAGGACUACAAAGCGAAACAGAUGGAACUCGUGAAGAUUGAGAAGAGGCUGAAGGAAGAGAGGAAAAUACUCCAAAAUGUGGUCGUGAAUCUACGCCAACAGUAUCCCCAAGCUAGGGACAGUAUCAUGGACCACUUGAACGUCCUGAACGCGAGUCUACCCACGAUCUACGCGAUCACGCCGACUCACACGAGGCCGGUGCAGAAAGCGGAAUUGACCAGAAUUUCUCAAACGUUCCUCCACGUCCGAAAUUUCCACUGGAUCGUGGUAGAAGACUCCAACACAAAGACCAGCCUGGUCACGGUGUUCCUGAAAAAGAGCGGCAUGAAGUACACCCAUUUAAAUUGCCGGACGCCAGAGCCCCACCGGAUGGGGGAGAACGACCCCAACUGGUUGAAACCGAGGGGCGUGGAGCAGAGAAACACGGCCAUUGAUUGGUUGUUGGAAAAUGUGGACGCCAAUAAAAAUCCCGGAGUUGUUUAUUUUGCUGAUGAUGACAAUACAUAUGAUCUACGAAUAUUUGAGGAGAUGAGAUACACGGAGAAAGUUUCCAUGUGGCCCGUCGGCCUGGUAGGAGGUCAGAUGUAUGAGAGCCCUCGUGUGGACCGCAACGGUAAGGUUAUCGGCUGGAAUGUGGGCUGGCAGCCCCAGAGGCCUUUCCCAAUGGACAUGGCCGGUUUCGCCAUCAAUCUCAAACUACUCCAGGAGAAGUCCUAUGCAAAGUUUUCACCCAAGGCCAAGCGAGGCUACCUAGAGUCAUCCCUGCUGGUCAACUUGGUCAAGAUGGAAGACUUGGAACCCAAAGCCAAUAUGUGUACACAAAUUUAUGUGUGGCAUACAAGGACGGAAAAACCCAAGUUGAAGUACGAGGUCAAGGAUAGUGACAUUCCAAUGGAAGUAUGAACCAACAACUCAGGAACUAAUUA